AUGUUUCCUCUUGUUUCGAUUUUACUACUACUGUUUUCCUCCCUUUCGGACAACCGAGCUGCUGCCUUUAAGCCCGAAAGUGCUGGGAAAAGGCAGACUUCUAGUCAGGUUACCACUGUCGAUCUUUCGACGAACCUGGGAACUCCUCUGCACUUGGCAUCUGGUUUUAUCUAUGGGAUUCCCGAUACUCCGAAUCAAAUUCCGGACCAUUUCUACACAGAAAUGGGAUUUAACUAUGCGAGGGCAGGGGGAGCUCAAGUGCUUGCUCCAGGAAGAGGAUGGAUUUUUGGAGAGUACCCUGGCCGAUUCGCAUCUGUUUUGUCCAACUACAAGACUGCACGAAAAUAUGGUGCAAAAUUCAUCUUCUUACUCCAUGAUCUAUGGGGCGCAGACGGGACUCAAGGCUCUUCUGCACCAUACCCGGGAGAUAACGGCAACUGGACGGACUUUGAUAAUUAUCUGACCCAACUCAUCUCGGAUAUCCAAGCCAACGACAUGACUCCGGGCCUCAGGAUGGAUAUAUGGAACGAGCCGGACCUGACGGUUUUCUGGAAUAGAACCCAGAGCCAAUGGCUUGCUAUGUGGGAUCGAACCUACAAUCGUUUCAGAAGAUCCGAGUUACCAUUUGUUUCACUCUUUGGCCCAACGUUAGCCAGUGCGCCAAGUACAUCAAAUACAUGGUGGACCAACUUCUUCCAGCAAGUUGCGAGCAACAACACCAUUCCAGAUGCGUAUGUUUGGCAUCUAGAAGGAAGCACCUCAGAUGUGAAUGACGAUCUCCAAACGAACAUUCCCAUUUUAGGUCAGCUGCUAAGCCAAUUUGACCUCCCUCAGAAGCAAGUAAUUAUCGAUGAAUACGGUAUUUUCGCGGAGCAGAACCCAGCCGGAGCAGCGUGGUGGAUCGCACGUUUGGAACGCUACAACGUCCCUGGUUUACGGGGUAACUGGCUUUCCACAACCCAGCUACACGACUUCUUGGCCAGUCUCCUCGGGAAGACUAACGUCAGCGACGCGACAGGCACUGGGUACUGGCCCAAUGGAGAGUGGCAGGUGUACAAAUACUACAAUACGAACAUGACAGGCCACCGAGUAUCAAGCUCGGGGUCAAUUGAUCGACUAGCUGACUCGUACGGUGUGGUAGGGUCUGAUCGGGUAAGAAUCUUGGUGGGGAACCGCCAGACGACCGGGACUUGGCAGUUGACGAUUAACAACCUUGCGUCCGUUAGCCUCCCUCAGUCCGGGACCCUUCCGGUGAAUACUUUCCAGUUCUCGUUUACGGGAGGGCAUUUUGGUCAGGUCGGCGAUCCGACGGAUUUGGGAUGGGUCGAUCAUACAUAUUCUGAGAACUCUGUCUCUUUCCCCAUUUUCCAGACCGAUACGCAGACGACGUGGGCUUUUGAAUUCGAAAUCUGA
Guyanagaster necrorhizus is the source of this 1413-nucleotide messenger RNA. Its product is annotated as glycoside hydrolase family 39 protein. The transcript has 10 exons. The record is from RefSeq and is a predicted model, not a curated record. Bases 1 to 1413 code for a protein of 470 amino acids. Lineage: Eukaryota; Fungi; Basidiomycota; Agaricomycetes; Agaricales; Physalacriaceae.